Messenger RNA from Sinocyclocheilus anshuiensis, 1897 nucleotides. Its product is annotated as homeobox protein Mohawk-like. NCBI's taxonomy places the organism in Eukaryota, Metazoa, Chordata, Actinopteri, Cypriniformes, Cyprinidae. Gene Ontology annotation, cellular component: nucleus. Gene Ontology annotation, molecular function: RNA polymerase II cis-regulatory region sequence-specific DNA binding; DNA-binding transcription factor activity, RNA polymerase II-specific. The record is from RefSeq and is a predicted model, not a curated record. Bases 186 to 1235 code for a protein of 349 amino acids. Gene Ontology annotation, biological process: regulation of transcription by RNA polymerase II; cell development; muscle organ development. The transcript has 7 exons.
CUUAGAGCGGAGAACAUGUGAGAGAGGAAUGGAAAACUGGAAACUGGAUUACACUUUACAGAAAGUCGCAAAAGGGGUUACGUUCAGGAUUUUGACAAGGCGCAGCGGCUCCGUUGAGUAGGACAUCCCCACGGCGGCCAAGGCGCUUUCAGCGGACACAGGGGGAAAGGACUAAUAUACCAAAGAUGAACACAAUUGUGUUUAAUAAGUUAAGCAGCCAGGUUUUAUUCGAGGAGAAGGCAAAUGAAGUGGAAAGAAGCAGUCGAAAUUAUUUAGAGGUGAUAGAUGGACAGCAUCCGGACCUGCUCGCCAGCAGCCCAGUCAUCAAAGACAGCUCCGCUAUCCGGCACAGCAGAUCCGGGUCUCGUCAGAACCCAGGAAAGGUACGGCAUAAACGGCAAGCUCUGCAAGACAUGGCCCGGCCUUUGAAACAGUGGCUCUACAAACACCGGGACAAUCCGUACCCAACUAAAACAGAGAAAAUCCUUCUUGCGCUUGGCUCACAAAUGACACUUGUGCAGGUGUCUAACUGGUUUGCAAAUGCUCGACGGCGGCUGAAGAACACAGUUAGGCAGCCUGAUUUGAGUUGGGCCCUUAGGAUCAAACUCUACAACAAAUACGUCCAGGGCAACGCGGAAAGACUGAGUGUCAGCAGCCAUGACUCCUGCUCUGAUGAUGGUGACCCAGCAGCACGGGCCCAGGUCGGGGAGUUCAGUAAGCCAAUGUACCACAGCGUCAUCAAGAAGGAAGGUGGCGCUGUAGGUGCGGGUCUUCGAGCCGCUGCAGACGCCUCAUUGUCUGAUGACUAUGUGUCACCGCCCAAAUACAAGAGCAGCCUGUUGCACCGUUACCUUAACGACUCACUCCGUCAUGUAAUGGUGGCCAAUGGCGUAAUGGACGCAAGGAGGAGGAACCACUCAGGCUCUUUCAGCUCUAAUGAGUAUGAUGAAGACCUGCUGUCACCGUCUUCUUCUGAAGCAGAAGCCAACUUUAUCUACAGAACUGAGACUGUGGAGCAUGGAUCAAAUAAAUCUGACAGAAGAAGCAUGCAGGAGGAGAAGGGACAGAGGAAAGACGAGACAUACUGGAGGGAGAUCAACGCGGCCAUGGCCCUCACUAACCUGGCUCAGCCCAAGGACACGGCCACCGCCGCCACCACCAGCUGCAUCAUCCAGAAAUCCUCACACAUAGCUGAAAUCAAGACUGUUAAAGUGCCUAUCCUGCACAAAUAUUAAUGCACACAAACAUACGCAGAAGAUCCCGCUCUUCUACUUUUGGAAUUCAGUUGUUUUGAAUAUUGUUUAUUACUUUGUGGUACUGGUAAAGAAUGCAGUUUUUGGUUCGUUUGUUUUUAUUGUUAUUAUGAGUACGAUGAAGUGCCCUGAAAUGCAGCAUUUGUUUAGUUCACCGAUUUGUGCAUUUCCUUUGGGUCGCACAAGCUUUUUUGAUAAGUGUUGAUGAAUUGUCAGUAACGACAGUAUUUCUGAACGAGACACUUUUGCAAUGUUAACUUAUUUUGAUAUAAAUCAGAAAUUUGUAUUGUAUCGCACCAAAGUGCCUUCAUGCAUCUCAAAGGAGAGAUUAGUGAGAAUGUACAGUUCAUGUCCUCUCUGAACGAAAUAAAACGCUUGAAACGACAGGAGUGUGUAGCCUACAGGAGCUGAUGACCUUAAAAUUAAAUCAGCACAAGUCACAAAGACAUGCUCAUGAACCUAAGGCCAUUUCUGCAUGUUUUGUCUUAAAAUCUCAAUCUGGCUGUGACUACGACAUUAUUUUGUCUCUAAAAUGGAAAACUUCAACUGUCACCUGCCAACAAUAGUCCUGAGCUGAGAGAUAAGUUCAGUCAGCCUACACACUACAACUCCAGCCCUUCCUUCCCAGCUAACAAGCAAAGUUC